Lactuca saligna is the source of this 1668-nucleotide messenger RNA. The record is from the annotation of a GenBank genome assembly. Lineage: Eukaryota; Viridiplantae; Streptophyta; Magnoliopsida; Asterales; Asteraceae.
CUUGGUAUUCCACUGCUCACUAGAUUUUCGCUUGUUUGGUAGCAACAUUCAAAGAGGAACCCCAACGCAAUCGCCCGCUCUGUGACACUCUCCGAAAUCGAAGAAGCAAAACCCUACGUGAAGCCAUGUAUGGGGGAGACGAAGUAUCUGCGAUAGUUGUAGACUUGGGUUCGCAUACAUGUAAAGCUGGUUACGCCGGUGAAGAUGCUCCUAAGGCUGUUUUUCCUUCUGUCAUUGGCUCAAUUGAUCAAAUGGAAGUUGAUGAGAAUGAUAACUCAGAGAAGAAUAGUGAGCCUAAAUCCAAAGGAAAACGUAAGUUAUAUGUAGGCUCUAGUGCAAUGGGAUAUCGCCGUGAUCAUAUGGAGGUGCUAUCAUCAAUAAAAGAUGGAAUUGUUACUGAUUGGGAUAUUGUAGAAAGCAUUUGGGAUCACGCUUUCAGAGAAUGCCUGUUGGUUGAUCCUAAAGAGCACCCAAUGCUACUUGCAGAACCUUCUUCCAACACUCAACAACAGAGAGAAAAGGCUGCAGAGCUUAUGUUUGAAAAAUACCAAGCUCCAGCAUUGUUUCUAGCAAAAAACGCUGUUCUCACAUCUUUUGCUUCAGGGCGUGCUACCUCAUUGGUUGUUGAUAGUGGUGGAGGAUCAACUAUUGUUGCCCCUGUACACGAUGGCUAUGUUCUACAGAAGGCUGUUUCAGCAUCUCCAAUUGGAGGAGAACUUCUUACUGAUUGCCUAAUGAAAAGCUUGGAAAGCAAAGGAGUUAAAAUAAGGCCUCGAUACUCUUUUAAAAGGAAGGAGGUUCGUCCAGGAGAGUUUCAGACUGUGGAUCUUGAUUUCCCUAACACAACCGAAAGCUAUAGACUUUAUUGCCAGAGGGUUAUUGCCAGUGACAUAAAGGAAUGUGUGUGUCGUGCCCCUGAUACUCCAUAUGAUGACACUUCAUAUUCCAACAUUCCCAUGACUGCAUAUGAACUUCCUGAUGGACAGACCAUAGAGAUCGGUUCUGACAGAUUUAAGACUCCUGAUGUUCUGUUUAAUCCGUCUCUGAUCAAGACUAUACCUGGAAUGGAAGGUUCUGUAGAUAUUGCUUCUUCUGCUCGUGGCUUGCCACAAAUGGUUAUAGAGAGCAUAAAUAAGUGUGAUGUCGACAUUCGAAGAGAAUUGUUCAGUAGUAUCCUUCUUGCUGGUGGCACAGCCUCAAUGCAACAACUGAAAGAACGCCUUGAAAAAGACUUGUUGGAGGAAUCUCCUCAAGCUGCUAGAGUUAAAGUAUUGGCUAGUGGCAACUCAACUGAAAGAAGGUUCAGUGUUUGGAUAGGGGGGAGCAUAUUAGCAUCUCUUGGGUCUUUUCAACAAAUGUGGUUUUCUAAAUCUGAGUAUGAAGAGCAUGGGUCUUCUUACAUUCAGAGAAAAUGUCCUUAAAUCUCUACUUUGGAGUUUGUUUGGCCAAAUUAAUUAAUACUUAAUAGACUCAAGUUGGUAAUGUAGAAGAGGACUAGAACUUUAUUUAUUUAUUAUUACAUGUUUCAUGUUUAGCAUUAUGUUGUAUAAUGAUAUGAUCCAUGGUGAUUUUAUGUAUGAAUGAAAAGUUUUGUACUUCUAUAAGUAUAUGUAGAGUCUAUGAAUAAGUUUCUGUCUUCCUCAACCUCCCACGUAUAUGUAGACUAAU